AAUACAUCACUGAUACUCGAGUCGAGUGUUGUUUCUUUGACCUUGAUCACGUGACAAACCAAACCCCGUUUUCUUUCGAACCCAACCCUUUUCCUCCGAUCACCGGUUAAAUGGUUCCGGCCGCCGGUGACCGGCAUCAACACCACUCGGAUUCCGGCGAUACCUAAUCCUAACUCAUUCCAGAUUCAUGGAUCCUCCAGAUUCUCACUCCCACUCCCAGGAACAAGAACCGCCCAAGAAGAACGGCGUCGUUUCUGUCGUAGUGCGAUGGGUUAUUGCGAUUCUGUUCCCCUUCCUCUUGUUUCUCACGAUUCCCUUUCUGGUUGGUUUGCUGGUUCUCAUGCUCACUGAUUUCUCUAUCCCCAACCCCAUUUCUCUCCCAUCACAGUGCAAAAUCGUUUCCACUGGUGUUGAUAUCAGGUCAUCUAAGAUUUGUGAACUUGGAUUGUUAAAUUAUAAAGCGAAGGAUGUGUUUCAUCAUUUUGAAAGAAACAAAUUUCGCUGUCGCUAUGAUUACUAUUGGGCUUCAGUAUUCAAGGUGGAAUAUAAAGAUCACUUUUCAGGACAGACACAAGUUGCACUUGCUGAGACUCCAAAUGAGGCCCUUCCUCUUUAUUGCAGGCCUAAUUUUGGUGCUGCAUGGUUGACACAAUAUAAAUUUAAGGUCAACGAGACUUAUGAUUGCUGGUACACAUCUGGCAUUUCCAAAGUUCGAUUACAUCAAGAUAAUCUUUUUGGUUGUGAUGCCCAUGAGCAGUCUACUCUUGAGAAGAGUAGACAGUAUUCUACCCUGGCAAUGGAGAUGGUAAUUUCCUGGUUUUCCGGUAGAGGAAGGACCAAGUAUUGGAGGUGGGAAACUUUGGCUGGAGUUAUAACUGGGUUCUUAACUUCAUUCAUCUCUAUUACCUUUAUUAGGUUCCUACAACUACUGCUAUCUUCAAUAUAUAAGUCUUUUACAACAUCGAUAUUUCCUUGUCGUUUCAAUGCUGUUCUCAUCAGGCGUGCUUGUUUUCUUUUGGCAUACCUAUCUUUUGUGGCAUGGUUAGCUAUAGAAUAUGGGAAGAGGCUUGGUCUCGUGGAUAUAUUCAGAUUCCCUAAAUCAUAGCACUGGUUUUUGUGAAGAGCAGUCCUUUUCGCUGAAUCCCCAUGUAAUUUUAUAACCGCAGCAGGUGACAUUCUUGUUAUGAUAAAUGAGGGUCGGUUCCGUGUAAGGAAGUCAUUUAUAGUUGAGGGGGUAUUUAAACUCAUAGUUUACAUUAAAUGGGCUCGGUUAGUAUUAAAGCAAAAAUGUUAAAUAGAAAGUUUGGAAAUAGUGAUUCAGAUAGUUGUCUUAUUACAUAUGUCCACGUAAGUAUCUGUUUGAAGUGCUAGUGUGAAUCACUUACGCACUUGAAUGUUGUAAAAGUUAUAUGGUAGCAUUUAGUUUGCUGGAAUGGUUUUACAAUGUGUUCGGUAACAUGCUUGUUACCAGUGAAUGUGGAUCUAGCAGAAGUUACAAAGAAUAAUUUCCGUAUCUUCCUGUUCUGUACGUGGAAAUGGGAAAACAUACCCAUUUCAAACUUGAUGCAAACAAGCACUUAGUGGACAUGAGAAUGAAAUGAAAUUACCCUUUAUUUUUUCAUGUUU
This is a messenger RNA of Cajanus cajan (pigeon pea), 1626 nucleotides long. RefSeq names its product exopolysaccharide production negative regulator. NCBI's taxonomy places the organism in Eukaryota, Viridiplantae, Streptophyta, Magnoliopsida, Fabales, Fabaceae. The record is from RefSeq and is a predicted model, not a curated record.